GAAAAUCUUAAAAUGAUUAAAGAAAGGUGGCUGUAUCCCUCGACUUCAAUUAAUCCACAGAGCCAUGUAAAAAGGCAACCGACUGAGCGCUUUAUGAACAGAUUUAAAAGUUUUUACAUCAGGUUUCCCGGCUGGUGAUUAUCCAUGAGGAAGGAGAGGCUGGACAUCAGAUGCCUGACCUCGAGAGGCCGGUUCAAGCUGUUUCUAAGGCUGUGGCUAACCUAGCAAAGGUUGGUCGUGAAAUGGUUUUCUCUACAGAUGAUUCAAUUCUACAGCAGGAUAUGCCUUUAGCGAUUACUAAGGUCGAGAAUGCAUCUUCGUUAUUGGAGGAAGCCUCGAACAUAUCCCGGGACGAUCCCUACUCGAAGAUGGCUCGAACCAAGCUGAUCGAAGGCUCGAGAUGGAUUCUACAGGGAACAUCAAGUGUCCUACUCUGCUUUGACGAAUCUGAGGUGAGAAAGAUCAUCAAGGACUGUAAGAAGGUUCUGGACUAUCUCUCUGUGGCCGAGGUGAUCGAAACCAUGGAGGACCUGGUUCAAUUUGUCAGGGACUUGUCACCAAGUCUGAGCAAGGUAACCAGGGAGGUUGAAAAGAGAGUGGAAGAUCUAACUCAUCAGGUUCAUCGUGAGAUAUUAUCAAGAUGUGUUGAACAGAUUAAAACCCUUGCUCCAAUACUUAUUUGUAGUAUGAAGAUAUUUAUUCAGAUACUGUCACAGGGAGGUAAAGGUCACGAUGAGGCUGGUGAGAAUAGGAACUACCUGGCGGCCAGGAUGUCGGAGGAGGUGGGGGAGAUCAUCAGGGUUCUACAGUUGGUCACAUAUGAUGAAGAUGAAUGGAGCGGAGAUAAUCUUCAAGUGAUGAGAAGAAGUGCUGCUACUAUAGAUACAAAGAUGGAAUCUGCAUUGGAUUUUCUUAGAGACCCCAGAGCACUAGAAGGUGGAGUAGGAGAAAAAUCAUUGCGCACAAUCCUCGACCUAGCAAUCAAGGUAGCUGAGGGUUCCCUCCCUCUUGAUGCCGAGCAUAUCCGCCGUGUAGCUGCUGACGUCACAACUCUUACCAACGGACUCUGUGAGCUGAGAGCUGCAGGGCGGGGAACCACGCCUCAGGCUGAGAAUUUGGCUCGAAGUAUUGAAUCAAGAUUAGGUGAGGUCUGCGCUAGUGUUGCUCAAGCCGUAUCCAGACUAGAGAAGAGUGGAAUCCAGCAACCUGCCCAUACUGUUCAGGGUAGACUUGAUCAAGCUAGGAGAUGGUUAGAUCAACCUGGACUAGAUGAUAGGGGUGUUGGACAGCAGGCAGUAGAUUUAAUCCUAGAAGAAGCCCGGAGGGUUGGAGAAGGAUUAAACCCGACCUCUAGAGCUAAAAUACAAUCCCUCUCCUCAGCAAUACGUUCAGAUCUAGGUAAGCUGUUGGAAUCCUCCAGAAGAGGGGAUGCUGGAAGUCCAACCGGAAUCAACCUGGCGCGAGGUAUCAAUCAUAACCUGGUUGACCUGGUAGACUGUCUCCAGGGUGCCCUGGUUGAUCGGGUAGUUCAGGACUUCCUUGAUAUAUCCACUCCCCUUAAACAGUUUGCAGAUGCGGUCCUCACUCCCUCCACCGAUCCUGUAGAACGGGAGGAGACCCUAGAGAAUAAAUCUGCCAAACUAAUAAAUUUCUCAGAAAGGGUUGUAUCCACCUCUAAGCUGGUAGGUACAGGGAACACAACAGGUAACAAGAAGGUCUCUGAAGCUAUACUAGCAGCUGCAGGUCAAAUUGAAUCCUUGACCCCCCAGCUAGUAAAUGCGGGAAGAAUACGCAUGGUGUAUCCUGAGAACAAAGCAGCUGAUGAACACUUUGAAAAUCUGCGAAAACAGUACGCAGGAACUCUGGCCAGAGCAAAAGCUUUGGUGGAUGAAACAACAGACUCUGUUAGAUUUAUCGGAGAGUCUGCCCAACUUAUGAAACUGCAUUCAAAACUCUGUGAGGAGGCGAUACAUAGACUGGAUCCGAGUAAAAUGGUGGAGAACACUUCCGCCAUAGCACGCUUGGCCAACAGAGUUCUUCAAUUGACUAAACAAGAAGCUGACAAUUCUGAAGAUCCAAGAUACAUUUCUGUUCUCAACAUUUCUGCAGAGCAGCUUCAGUCAUGUGUAUCUCCUAUGGUACAGUUUGCAAAGGUUGUCGCUAUGAAUAUCCAGGACAAGAACGCUGUAGAAGCGUGGCGGAAGCAAAACCAACUUCUUCUCGAAGCCGUUCACGGUGUUCACUCAGCGGUCUGUUCAAAUCAUUCAAAUAACGAUGAACAACCACCUCUUCCACCCUAUCCUGAGCUCUCUGCCUUGAGAUUAGACGGUGAUUAUGACGACGCACCCCCUCGCCCUCCACCCCCCGGUAGCGGAUACAACAUGUACACGCCUCCUCGUCCUCCCCCACCAGACAGCACAGACGACGAGUCUGAAAAUCCAUUUGACUGUGCCCCUACCCCUAGCCAAGGUCCAAUCAUGAUGGCUGCACACGACCUUCAUCAAGAAGUGCGUCAAUGGUCCAGCAAAGAUAAUGACAUCAUUGCUGCUGCCAAGAAAAUGGCAAACCUGAUGGCAAAGUUAAGUAAGUUGGUCCAGGAAGAGGAGGGAAGCAAGCGUGAGCUGAUAUCUAUUGCCAAAGCUAUAGCAGAGGCAAGUGAUGAAGUAUCCCGAUUAGCUAAGGAGCUUGCAAAAGAGUGCACAGAUAAGAGGAUGCGCAUCAAUCUUCUUCAAGUAUGUGAGCGUAUUCCUACAAUCGGAACUCAACUCAAGAUCCUCUCAACAGUCAAGGCGACCAUGUUGGGAGCUCAAGGGUCCGAAGAAGACCUAGAAGCCACCGAGAUGUUGAUCGGGAACGCGCAGAACCUGAUGCAGUCCGUGAAGCAGACUGUAACAGCAGCUGAAGCAGCUAGUAUUAAGAUAAGGACAGAUGCUGGAAUCAGGUUGAGAUGGGUGAGAAAGAAUCCAUGGUAUCAUUACUAACUACUCAACCAGAGCUUAAAACUUUAGACACAACACACCUAGGAUGUAAAUGGUUGUAAUCUUAUCCUGAAAAAUUUUUAUUUUACAAAAUUUGUAUGUCACAGAAAACCAAGAAACCUCUAGCGACAGAUUUCAACAAAAAUGCGUUUUUUUCAGCAUACCCUGAUCUCGUGUGCAUUUUUUUCAUCAUUGUUACCAAUCCAUCACAAAAUUGUAACCGACGUCCGUUCCUGAUUAUAUUUUUAACGCAUAUAAAAGGGUUCAAUAAAUUGAACUUUAAAUGAGAAAAUUGUUUUCUUAAAACUUUGUUAUAAAUUAAGUGCCUAAAUAUGACUGAUUGCAGUAAAUCACUGAAAAACUAAUAGAAAAUUUUUUCUAAUGUCUAAUGUCAAAAACUUUCAGAUGAAUCCGAUUUUUUUAUAUUUUGUAUUUUGUAAGAUUAAGUAUUAAAGUCUGCAUUUAUUAUGAUUUUUAUCCAAAUUGUUGAUUUUUUAUAAAAACUAGUUUGACCAGUUCUAUAUUUUUUGUGAUAUUUCUUAUGCAAUUGUUAGAUUUAGAUCAUGCAUUAAAUACUAAUUUAUUUUCAAUUGUAAAACCAGUUUUGUAAAUCUUUUUUAUGAACAUUAUAAUUAACACAUUUUUUUAAAUUUCGCUCGUAACUUGGUUGAUUUUUGUUGUACUUCAUUGAAAAUAGUGAAUUCACUGUAAUAUUAAAUCCCCCCCCUCAUCCCCAAAAAAA
This is a messenger RNA of Eurytemora carolleeae, 3720 nucleotides long. RefSeq names its product vinculin (gene Vinc). Lineage: Eukaryota; Metazoa; Arthropoda; Copepoda; Calanoida; Temoridae. Bases 171 to 2981 code for a protein of 936 amino acids. Gene Ontology annotation, biological process: cell adhesion. Gene Ontology annotation, molecular function: actin filament binding. The transcript has 17 exons. The record is from RefSeq and is a predicted model, not a curated record.